Diospyros lotus (date-plum) is the source of this 2393-nucleotide messenger RNA. RefSeq names its product protein ALTERED PHOSPHATE STARVATION RESPONSE 1-like. The transcript has 4 exons. Lineage: Eukaryota; Viridiplantae; Streptophyta; Magnoliopsida; Ericales; Ebenaceae. The coding region runs from base 399 to 2393 and encodes 664 amino acids. The record is from RefSeq and is a predicted model, not a curated record.
ACUCAUUUGAGUUUUAGAAUGAAUUCAUUCAUUCAUUCCCAACAUAGCCUAUAUAUAUAUAUAUGCUAUAGCCUAUGCUAUAGUAGAAGUAAUUAAGUGACAGCAUUUCAAUGGAGCGCGUGAAGUGAUCGAAGGGCAUGUCUCUGUGUCUCUGCAAACGCUGAAAUCUCUGCUAAAACAUUCUUAGAUUAGAUUUGGUAGGCGAUGGAAUUCGAUGCCUCUCUCUCUCUCUCUCUCUCUCUCUCUCUCUAUAAAACCACUACUUUUGCAGCAUACAUAUAUAUAUAUAUAUAGAAUAUAUAGAUAUACAUACAUCUCUCAGCUAGCGCUAACUCGCAUUGUGAUAGCAACUUUUCGAAUCCACCAUAAUUACGCCUUUUGAAGCUCAAGAAUCGGAGAUGGGUUCCGCUGCCUCCAUUUCCAUGUCCAGGAGGAGGAGGAGGGAAGAAGAAAACGUCGAAGACGACGCGCUCUCAAUCUGCAGGCAGCGCAAACGCCUCAUCAAAUUGGCCGUCGCCCGCCGCCGCUCGCUCGCUAAUGCCCACCGUAAUUACAGCCACUCUCUUUACGCCGUCGCCAUGGCCCUUAGGCUGUUCGUGGCCCGGCAAUCUUCUCCGCCGUCGGCGUUCCUCAUCACGCUCCCGUCUCAAUCCCCCUCCUCCUCCUCAGCCGGCGGCGGCGGUCGAAACCCAGUUCUCAAAGCCGCGGUCUCUUCUCUCUCCUCCAGUCUAGAGGGAGAGAAAGAAGAUGACGGUGGCGGCGAAGAAGAAGAAAGAGAGAUCUGUGAGCAUUUUUACGGCGACUCGGCCCCGGAAUUGCCGUCACCGGAGAAUGUUUUCCGCUGGGAUUUCUUUUCUCCUUUCGACGGUGAUCCGAGGGCGGCGACGGAAGCAGAGGGGAGAGCAGAGCUGGAGGAGGAAGAAGAGCACAAGCCUCUGCUGAGGGGUGGUGAUAGCGUGACCCUGGGGGAACAGAAGGGCUCAGGAGGGAUUGACACGUGCACGAAAGGGAGGGAAUUGCUGGAGGCGUUGAAGGACGUGGAGGACCAUUUUGUGAGGGCUUGUGAGAGUGGCGGGGAAGUUUCCAGGAUGCUGGAGACCAACACGGCUCCUCUUCAUUACUCUUGUUUCCAGGAAAUCCAAUACAACCCAAAUAAGAAUUUGCAAUCGAUCGCAUGGCAUGGGUCUACUUCAUCUUCUCCUUCCUUUCUGAAGAACUUACUUGCGUCCGGCAGCCGGAGUUCCUCGCAAUGGGAGUCAGAUUUCAAGAGAACUGAGCUUUGUGAUGAAUAUGGCGGGAUGGAUUCGGGAAGCCAUUCAUUAACUCUUGAAAGGCUCUAUGAGUGGGAGAAGAAGAUUUAUGAAGAGGUCAAGGCUGGAGACGACGUGAGGAAACUUUAUGAGCAAAAAUGCUUACAGUUGAGAAACCAGCUGGGUGCUAAGAGAAAGGGCCUCCAGUCAGUGGAAAAGACUGAAGACGAGGUAAGAGAACUGUAUUCCAGAAUGUUGGUUGCGAUACGCACUGUUGAAUCAAUCUCUGAAAAAAUCCAGAAACUGAGAGAUGAAGAGCUGCAGCCGCAACUAGUUGAGCUGCUACACGGUAUAAUGACAAAUUGGAAGCUAAUGUUGAAAUCACAUGAAACUCAAAAACAAGCCAUGUUUGAAACUACACUCUUCACUUGUCCUGCUUAUGGGAAAUUUUGCAAUGACUCUCGCCGUAUUGCCACUCAUCAACUUGAAGCAGAACUCCAAAAUUGGCGUGCUUGUUUCGCUGAAUAUGUUUCUGCUCAAAAGGCAUAUGCUGAAGCUCUCCAUGGAUGGCUAUCUAAAUUGAUUGCUCCAGAAGUUGGAUCUUUUGUCUGGGUCAGAUCUUCAGUUUUGCGGCCUCAGAUGAAUGGGCCGCCAUUGUUUUCGCUGUGUCAUGAUUGGUUAACAACCCUGCAAAAGUUGCCGCACGAGUCAGUAAUCUAUGCCAUGAAAAGUUUUGCAAAAGAUAUCCAGGCUUUGUGGGCUCAGCAAGGGGAGGAGCAACAGCAGAAGAGGAAGGUUGAUGGACUUGCAAAAGAGCUUGAGAGGAGGGUUCUCGCAUUGCAAAGGGCAGAGGAAAAAGUGCUGGAGUCCAAGGUUUCUCGACAGAAGACAGAGAUCAAUGUUCGAAAGCAGGUUGAGUUCUUGGCAGAGAGGAAAGAUCUGUUGGAUGUGUUAAGGAAAAAGCUCGAGGUUGAGAAGGCAAGGCAUUGGGAUAGCAUGGAGGAGACGCAACAGAUGGCUUUACAUGGAUUUCAGGCAGGAUUUUCUUCAGUUUUCGAGUCCUUGACAGAGUUCUCAAAGACCUCUUUAAAGAUAUAUGCUGACCUAGUGGCCAUCUGUGGAAAUGGUGAGGCAGGAAACUAG